AUGAGAACGACCACUGAGAAGCGUCCCCUCGUGCCAAAGGCGAGCACUGCCACCUCAAAUCUAACAGGCCCCACUGCUGCCACCAAAAAUGGAACUGCUACCACUGCAGCCAGUAAAACCACCACAUCUGUGCGGACGUCACUGACUACUCGCACCAGUACCACUGCAGCCAAAAAGCCUCUGGCUCCGAAGACAAACAGCAAACCAGGAGAAGAGAAGAAGCCCAGCACUCUGAAGACUACUGCAGCUGACUCGACCAAGCCCAAGACCACUACCACCACCCGCAGCGCUGGUGCCACCACCACCACCACCACCACCGCCUCUCGCGCUCGAACUACAGCAGCCAAACCGGCCACACCAUCCUCCAGCACCGUGCCGGAGAAAAAGCCCUUGGUGCCCCGCGCCCCUCGGGCCUCUUUCUCUAGCACCACUACCGCCACCUCCAAGACUGCGACUCGACCCAGCACAGCACCAGCCCCUGACAUCCGCAACGCCCGCUCCAAGAUCGGCUCUACAGACAACAUGAAGCACCAGCCUGGAGGAGGGAAGGUUUCAUCUGCCUCUCAGAGCAGGGCUGUUGCCUCCAAAGACACGAGCCAGGGCAAAGUUCAGAUAGUCUCCAAAAAGCUGGACUUCAGCCACGUCACCUCACGCUUGGGCUCCAAGGACAAUAUGAAGCAUGUUCCUGGUGGAGGGAAUGUGCAGAUACUGAACAAGAAGGUGGAUUUGAGUAAGGUGACGUCAAAGUGCGGCUCCAAGGACAACAUCAAGCACAAGCCUGGUGGCGGGGACGUGAAGAUCGGGUCCCACAAAGUGAACUUUAGGGAAAAGGCUCAGUCCAAAGUGGGCUCCACUGACAAUUUGAGCCAUUCACCUGGUGGAGGGAACAUUAAGGCUGAGGGGGGCCAGGAGACAACUGAGGGGAAUGGGACCCCCCUGAGUGGCACCCAGGCCCCAGCCCCAGGCUUUGAGCCAGGGCAGGCUGGGGACCUCGCUGCCCACGAGAAUGGGCUGAAGGACGGGGCUCCAUGUGAUAGCGAGAGUCUCCGGGAGCCCCAGGCUCUGGACUCGAGCAUCCCAGAGACAAGCAUCUAAUUCUGCUGUCCUUCUGCCCUCCUCAUCUCAACCCCCCCACAACAUCAUCUUCUCCCACUCCCCCACCUUCUCUCGUAUGUAAUUUUUUUUAUCCUUUAUCCCUGUCCCCUCUUCUCUCUCUCUCUCCACUCCUCUUUCCAACCUCUCUGCUGCAGAUUGAGUCUUUCAAGCUCAACUUCCGCGAGAAUGCUCGCUCUCGCACGGACCACGGCGCCGACAUCGUCACCUGGCCAGCCCCCCAGGACAGCGGACCCCACCCACACGGCUCCUUCUAUUCUCUACACCGCCACCACCAAAACCUGCCCCCGACUUGCCGCAGCGUCUCCCUCUUUGGGUCGUUGGCCGCCACCGCGUGCUGUGACGGCUCCCCCUCCGCCCCCUCCUUGCUGCAUCUCCAGGUGGAGGUCCAGGGGGACGGCAGCAGCUCCUCAAUGAGAUCUUGACCUUUUCUUUGCCCCCAUAAAGCUCUGAAAACCUCCCUGAUCUUAAAUCUGUUGUUGCAAACUUUUGACUUAUCUAAUAGUUCUGCUUCAUGCCUCUUCUCUCACAUCUGAGCUCGCCAUUAUGAGCCGUCACCCUCAUCGUUUCAAACCUUUCCACCCUCCUGCAUUUGGCUGAAGUGACUGUAUAGACUAAGCUUGAGCCUCGUUGGGAAUCUACGUGAAGGGAAAUUAGGGGACUGCAAGUUUUCCGUACAUUUGUGGCUGCAUCUUCUUAUAGGAAUCAUUGAGUUUCACUUGGAUCCUCUUUACCCACGUCCUGGUGGUGGACUCUGACCCUGCAUCACCUCUCCUGCGCACCUCAGACAGCAGCUUACUUGUCUCCCGAGCAGCAUGGAAAUCCUUUCAGACUCACCUACGGCUUCUGUCACACACGUACAAUAGCUUCGCUUUCCCUCGUGAUUGUAGGGGCUGUUUGUUCCCAGUAACCACUUACUCUGCUUCAAUAACGUCCACAGUAAUCCAUUGUUCAUCCUCAUCAUCACUUCCUCUCAUCAUCGUCACUUACCAUAAACAAGCUGAGAAACAAAAAAAAAAGCUAGACAACAAGUAGGCUGUAUGAACAUUUUAGGCUGUUUAACUCUUUAUUCUCUGUGUUUGUGAUGAUGUGUUUGAGUGACAAAAAUUGUGUAAAAAUGAGCUUCGGUGUUCCGUUCGGUUUUUAUUUCUGUCUUUCCUCUUAGGUUUUGAUUUUAAAAAACAAGUUUUCAUUUAUUUAUUGUACGUUUCUUCCUAUAUAAGCAAUACGGUGUUCGUUUAUUUUCCUGAUAGUAGUGCGAACAUCUUGGAAACACGCACAGGAUUUUUCUCAAACCAAGACUCAGUGAGGAAAGAGGUGACAUGUGAAGGGAGGAAGAAAGUGAGGAGGGAGGUGUUCCUAGAAAGGUGCAGAAAUGAGGCUUUUGAGGUGUGUUUCACGUGAAUGGCAAAAUAAGAAACCUGUAAGUCUUUGAAAUUCGAGAAGCUGUAAGUGAGCGUACAGUCCAGUGGGAGAUGAGGAAUAUGUCGGAUAGGAAAUGUCUUUGACGUUGAAGGAGAUGUGUGUCUCGUUUGUGCCUCCUGACCUUCAUACCUGAAAACUAAAGUUAAUGACGAAGAUGAUAAUGAGAGAAUAUCAUAGUUGAUAAAACAUAUGAAACAACCUGGUAUCAGCCGAUUUAAGGAAAUUGUCCCGGUAGCUGUGUGUAGUCACAAGUUCAGGUGUUCCCAUGAGGGUUAUAGUAGCAUGUUUUUCGGCACUUGACACAAAACAUCUUUAAUAGUGUGCGUGGUCUUGUUGGAAGUACUGGCAGCGGAACAUGAUGCAGCUUUAUCCUCUUCUCCUAUAGCAAUGUAUUUCAACUGUCGCCUCCAAUUGCCUUUCAAACGCAUGGCCAGAUUCUGUAAUAUCCCCCCUGGAGCUGAAAGCCUGUGUGCAUUAUAACUCAAAGUGUUGUGGUUUGGUACCAUAUGUGUAACUCUGGGGAAACAUCUUAGACGGUCGAUGUGCUGUAACUCACAUGGUGAUUUUUAAAUGGUGACAAACAGGGCAAACUAGUUUAUGAUCAUUAAAGUUUCAUCUUUUAGAGACUUGAUUUAGUUCCACGUGCACAUUUAUAUACAGCGAUUCAAUGGCUCAAACAGACAGAAAUACUCUUUUUUACAUUAGCAGUUCAAUUAUCUCUGGUACAUCUAUGACAUACUGCUCAUUAUCCACUUCAUCAGUUUACGUAUAGUGCUAUAACAAGGGCUGGGUGUCGUUUUCGAUUCAAGAACUAUUAUUGAUACCGAAACAACUCUUGAUGAAAAAUAAUAUUAAAAAAAAUAUAUGACUUUAAUUUGUAGGAAUGUGUAAAAUUAAUCUUUCAAUAAAUAAAUAGAUUUUAUAGAAUGUUUUUUGUUUGUUUCUUUAGAAUAUUUUCAUGUAAAUGUAAAACCCUCUGAUCAAAUAAUUACACAUCUGAGGAAAUUUGAACUCUGACAGAUUCAUACUCAAAGCUGUGGACACAUUUCAGUGAGUUAGAUGAAGCUUGAUACCCAGCACUUGUUAUAUAUAUAUAUAUAUCCAUAUAUGAUUUUUUCAGUUAACUGAAUUUCACAAAAAUGAAUGUUAAUACUAGAAAAGGCAUUUUCUAAAAAAAAUCAUCAUCAUCAUUGGCUUUAUUGAAUUUUACCACUGUAGCUGCAUUGACUGUCCCCGAGAGAUGACAUCCUUCUACAAAAACACUCCUGGGUUGAGUUCAAAUUGUCACUUUAAUAAUGAUUCAUAAAACGCUUUGACAAAACUAAAUUGCACCUUAAUGCUUAAAUGUAUCGGAGUGAUGAUGUUUCAUUAACCGUUAAAUGACUCAUCUUUGAACAAGUAAUUCAAUUGAUCCCUAAUUAAAGCAAAUGAGCAAUAAACUGGCGUACGCUGCCCUCACCUUUCCUAUUCAAUCAUUAAAAAACGAUUCAGUCAUUAUUUCGUUCUACAUUGGAAUGCCUUAAAAAGUGAAAAGCUAACAAGCAAAGAUCAAGUUUUUUUAAAACAGUAAUAGGCAAUAAAUGUUGAUCAAUGUCUUCUGAACGAGGGAAUGUAUAAAGUGCAGACGAUUGAGUGCUUUUCUGCCAGCUGAGCGCUGAAUUUGUGUCACCGAGCUGAAGUUUUCCUUGUGCCUCUCCACAACCGCGUUUUAGCUUUGCUUUUACCCCAGAGUUUUUACUCGCCCCUCGGACUUAAGAAGAUAUUUUAACGAUGCACUCUUUACGGCCCUGAAAUCAAGAACAUCACCGGGGGGUUGGUGGGUGGGAGUUUCGAGGCUGCUUUUAUGUCCAUGUACCUUUAAUGGUUUUACGGGGAGUAUGCGUUUUAUCAUGACUAUUAUGACUAUUAUUCUCAUUAUUAGUAUGACAAAUUGAAAAGGUCUGCCUUCUUCUCUGGAAAGGGGCCACUGAAGUGAAAGAAUGUCUUUUGAGAUAUAUUGUACUAAAGACGCAACGCUUUUGUAUAUGUAUUUAUCGUUGUGUUUCUGUAGCCUCGUGACGGUUGUGCACUCGCGGAUGAAGCGGUUACACUUUUGAUUUGUGACAGCCAGUUUCACAAACUGCGCUGCGGACUUCUUUUAAAGGAGAUCUGAACCCAAAUACAACGAACGCAGAAAAUCUCAUAGAGCCAGAUUGUUAUUAAAGAUGCUGUAAGAGCAGCUUGAUUUAGAACCUGGCAAAUAGAGCCUAAUUAUAACAAGAGGCAUUUAACCAUACCUGUAGUGCACAUUUAUGAAUACACACUAAUAAAUGAUGUCCACAAACUCAGUCUUAAGAGAUGAAAAUAAUGUUCUGAUUAGCUCAAAAUUCGCUUUAAAGAUUCAGUGACCUCUGUAUAGGUUUGUUUGAAAAAAGAGGAAUGUGACUGAAGCCGCCAGAAUCACAAGAUAUUGUUUAUCACAGUACACAAAGCACUGAGUUUAGAGGUCAGUGAAUAAGCCUGUAAUUUGGAAGUAACGCAUAUCAAUACAUAUUGGCUUCUACACGUUGCACUGGAGCAGCAGCCUGCCCUGAAGAGCCGCACACACCGAGACCCUAACACAUCCUCGUUUGACAUUAAGGCGACUAAUUGUAGCUGCUGGGUUUGGCUUGUGUGAUUAAUGCUCCUCAGUAAUAAUCGAUCCGAGGAGCCACGUAGAUCUUCAUGUACUGCUACAUGUACUCGUACCAGACAAGUGUAACACUCGCUAAUAAACACCUACUACACCUGCAGUGCAUGCUGAAAAAACAAUGGGAUGUGUUAGGUUAGACUUACUAUGACAUUUGCAGAACCUCCUCAUGUUUUUUUGUGUUUUUUUUUUUUUUUUUUUUUUUUUUUUUUUUUUCAUUAAUUUGAAUUGUAUUUUUUGGUUUGGAAAAAAAAGUGUUUAUUGUGAUUACUUGUUAAUUAGUGAUGUGAUUAAUAAACAUUAAAUAAAAUGAACUAAAACGCUCA
Molecule: messenger RNA, 5532 nt
Organism: Paralichthys olivaceus (Japanese flounder)
Lineage: Eukaryota; Metazoa; Chordata; Actinopteri; Pleuronectiformes; Paralichthyidae
Source: RefSeq, a predicted model, not a curated record